Messenger RNA from Coregonus sp. 'balchen', 2377 nucleotides. NCBI's taxonomy places the organism in Eukaryota, Metazoa, Chordata, Actinopteri, Salmoniformes, Salmonidae. The record is from the annotation of a GenBank genome assembly.
AUGUCUUCUUCACUCUUCAAUCUUGUGAUUUAUCCAUCACCUCUUCGCAGUUUUCAGCAGACCAUCCAGCCAAACCAUCAUGAAGUGUAUAGAGAGGAGGGUAGUAAUGUUCAGCUUUCCUGCAACUACUCCUCAUCAUACAGUGUACUUUGGUAUAAACAGUAUCCAGGAACAGCUCCCCAAUUCCUCCUCUUCAUCCACCAUGCCUCUAGGACUGUAGUGAGAGCUAACCUCCAUACCCUCACCUUACUGUUAAACUGAACAAAGAGAAGACCCGUGUGGAUCGGGAGAUCUCCUCUGCUGAAGUGACAGACUCUGUUCUGUACUACUGUGCUGUCAAGCCCACAGUGACAGAAAACACAACUUGAUCAUACAAAAAGCAGACAGCCUGACACACAGAUGUGGGAUGUACACUUUCCAUUCAGAAUUGAUCCUAUAAACCCUGAUAAAAUGUCAUACAAUUCAAACGAUAUGGUUUAUUUGCAUAUGGUGAUAUGGUGCAGCAUGGUAUAGUAUUGUGGAUCAAUUAAAAAGACAAAAACAAAUAAACAAAGGCAUUCCCUAGACAUUUCCAGUUAGAAAGUAAGUCUAAAAUAAUAUGAGGAGGAUGCCAAUAGGAACUGAAAACGCUUAACCACAAACCACAGAUUUUUUUUUACAUAUCCAUUUAUCAGAGGAGGGGCCUCAUAGUCAAACACUGGUAUAGGCUGGGUAUACCUGCAACCAUGAGGAUGUCUCUGUAGAGGAUCUACUCAGCUCUCUCACUGUCUUAUCUGUCAGUUGGUUUAUCUAGUCUGUGUCAGGAUGUCACUCAUAUUACUGUUGCUCCUCUCUGUGUUUGUAGGUGAGUGGUGAAUUCUCAUCUGAAACCAAAUAACAUUUUGAUUUGACUGCGUUCAAUUAACGAUUCCAUAAAAUCUAAAUGGUAGUAGUACUCUAAAAUUGUAAUUGUUACUGUUAUCAUGUCUGUACGUUAUAGGGACAUCUAAUCCAGACCUUUCCCAUUUAGCAUUUGGAAUUAACAUUUUGAAUCCCAAUACUUAUGUUGUUGCAGCUGAUAGUAUGGAGCAGGAAACAAUAACUCCAGUGAAGUCUGAAGUCAAUGUUCUCCAAGGAACAGACAUCACUCUCUCCUGCAACUACAAGGGCAACGUUGACAAUCUCCAAUGGUACCGUCAAUACCCCAGAUCUAGACCAGAAUGUCUUCUUUUGAUCCUACAAAGCAGCAUGUAUGUACAGAAUACAUCCAUUACGACUCCACGACACACUGGUAGACUGAAUGAAGAGAAGACCCGUGUUGACUUGAAGAUCUCCUCUGCUGUAUUGGAAGACUCUGCUCUGUACUACUGCGCCUUGCAGCCCACAGUGACAGGAAACCCAGACACACUGUACAAAAACCUGUCAAGAGCUUUGGGGAUAAAUAGUGCCUUGGUGGAGACACUGUAUUCUGAUAAAUCAGUUAUUAUUUAGAGUACAUUAUUACAAAUAUUUUCCCUGCAUCUCCACAUCAACUGAAAAAUAAAAUAUAACUGUUAUUUUAUUGAAAUAUAUUCCCUUCUUCAGGAAAUAAUACUUGAUAUUGUAUUCAUGUUCCUGUUGUGAUAUAACAUGAUCAGAGAUACUAGUCUGAAUAAAUACAGAAUGAAUAACAUUUGUGUUGUUUUGCUUCCUUAGAGUAUUAAGGGCAGUAAUUGUCUUAUUCUUUUCCAUUGUUUUUUGAGAACAGCAUACAUUUUGAGACAAUACCAAUAGAGGGCAGUCAUGAGCCGAAUUAUCUCUAUUCAGAACUACAGCAAAAUCAUGAAGAUUACAGUAAGCAGCAAUUCAACAUUGAAAGAGAGUUUAACUCAAAUACCCAACCACCUUUAGUUUAGAGAGGUAGAACUAUAAAUUAAAUGAGUGCUUUGACAUUACAGUAUGUAGCCUAAAAUAUGUUUGAGGUGAGAAUAGUGAUAUUCUCUUACAUUAAAGCACAUAAAGCCAGUCAUUCAGUCCCCAUUAAGAUGUUUUUAUGCAAUUUUGCUUUUUUCAAUGUCCAUUGGUAAGUGCAUAGGUUUUGCAUUGGGUUUUGCAUUGCAGUUUUGCGUUGCAAACAUACUUGUCAAUAUGCUGUAGCAGUUACGGUACAUAAAUUGCUAAAUGUCUAACAUGAUUUAUUUCAGGUAGCAGUUAAGAGGAGGAAAUAAUAUCAGCCACAACUGAAGAGCAUGUUUUUGAGGGUGAUGGUGUUACUCUGUCCUGCAACUACACUGGCACUUACAGUGGUAGCGGUAGAUUACUGUGGUACCAACAAUACCCCAGAUCAACAACAGAAUUCCUGAUCCUCAUCACUGAAGGAGGGUUUAAGACACACCUGACAACAUACAGUAUACUGUAG